AUGCAUUAUUAUCAUCAAUUAACAUGGCGUCAUAUGUAUCGGAUAAAAUAUGAACAUAAAAAUUUUGUGAGUGCGCAGUUAACGUCGAUGAUCGUCAACGCUUGCAGAAACGACACUAAAGGCAUAAUUUAUGGAGUCAUUUUUACAGCGUCGUCUGACGUACAUCCAAAUAUUUGUUUUAUUAAUUGGUUAACAUCGAAGUGUGCCGACACCGAAAAGGAUGUUAGUGAAAACAGUUUAACACAUGCUGCUCAAGGAAGAUUUCUUAGGACGAAAGAAAAUUAUCUUUAA
Molecule: messenger RNA, 291 nt
Organism: Clunio marinus
Lineage: Eukaryota; Metazoa; Arthropoda; Insecta; Diptera; Chironomidae
Source: the annotation of a GenBank genome assembly